Molecule: messenger RNA, 5107 nt
Organism: Cyprinus carpio (common carp)
Lineage: Eukaryota; Metazoa; Chordata; Actinopteri; Cypriniformes; Cyprinidae
Product: phospholipid-transporting ATPase IB-like
Exons: 38
Coding region: 211-4005 (1264 amino acids)
Biological process (GO): neuron development; phospholipid translocation
Cellular component (GO): plasma membrane
Molecular function (GO): ATP hydrolysis activity; ATP binding; magnesium ion binding
Source: RefSeq, a predicted model, not a curated record
AUUUGCACAAACAAUAAUGCGACGGAUCAGCAGGAUGGCAGAAGCGCGUUCCCGACCCAGUGAGCGCGGCUGAGGGUGACCCAUCAUCGGCAGCUAUGCUGCGUUCAUCAAACACCGCAUCCCUGAGCCUGUGGCCCGCAUACCCCAGCUGAAGCUCGAGUAUGCUAUCAUCCCGCUCCGGCUGCUGAAAGCUCCACACAUGCGUGCAGAAUGUAUUUCAACAGACGGUCGAAGAAGAUCCACAGCGAGGGAGAACAGUUAGUGUUGACCCCUCUUAGCCAGGACUCCCCCCUCCGGCAGGACGAGCCCGUGGGCUCCAACAUGCGCCCCCACCUUGCAGACAGGUUUGAGAAAAGUGAGUGCCCUCCCCAAGCGGACCGCUGCCUCCCGCUACUGCUUGGAGCCUCACAGCGACCCAAGCUGCCAGCGCACCCCCGUUCCCCUUGGGGGCCACCAGGACCUGUGGGUCACCUUGGCAACAGGAACAACAUGUCACGGCGAGGGCACAACAAGUCUAGGAGGAGCUCUGUAGGACCCGCGUGCUCGGCCGCCGGCUACCGCAAGGCAGAGGAUGAGAUGUCCGGAACCACAUCCCAGGCGGACCCGAUAGAUGCCACAGCUCGGAUUGUGCUGCUCAACCGAGCCCAGACCACCAAAUUUUGUGACAACCAUGUCAGCACUGCUAAAUAUGGGAUCCUUACCUUCCUUCCACGGUUCCUGUACGAACAGAUCAGACGAGCGGCUAAUGCUUUCUUUCUCUUCAUCGCUCUUAUGCAGCAAAUCCCUGAUGUCUCACCGACGGGUCGCUACACAACACUGGUGCCCCUUAUCUUUAUUCUGACAGUGGCUGGGAUCAAGGAGAUCAUUGAGGAUUAUAAAAGACAUAAAGCAGACAAUACGGUGAACAAGAAAAAGACAACAGUUCUGCGUAAUGGAGCAUGGCAGACCAUCAUAUGGAAGCAGGUGGCAGUGGGAGACAUGGUCAAGGUGACCAAUGGGCAGCAUCUCCCGGCUGACAUGGUCAUAGUGUCCUCCAGUGAGCCUCAGGCGAUGUGCUAUACUGAAACAUCCAACUUAGAUGGUGAGACCAAUCUAAAGAUCCGACAGGGUCUCCCUCUCACAGCUAGUUUUCAGUCUCUGGAGGAACUGAUGGUUUUGUCUGGUCGUCUUGAAUGCGAGGGGCCAAACAGACACCUGUAUGACUUCACUGGAACACUGCGCUUAGACAAUCACAACCCAGCUCCUCUUGGGCCGGACCAGGUGCUGUUACGAGGCGCCCAGCUCAGGAACACGCAGUGGGUUGUGGGAAUUGUAGUUUACACUGGACAUGAUUCCAAGCUAAUGCAGAAUUCUACUAAAGCUCCACUGAAGCGCUCUAAUGUGGAGCGCGUGACAAACAUGCAGAUCCUUGUUCUGUUCGGGAUUCUCCUGGUCAUGGCGCUGGUCAGCUCCAUCGGUGCCGCCAUAUGGAACCAACAGCACACAGAUGAGGCUUGCUGGUACCUUUCCCGUGCAGGUGACAUCUCCCUGAACUUCUGGUACAAUCUGCUAACCUUCAUCAUCCUCUAUAACAACCUGAUUCCCAUCAGCCUCCUGGUCACACUAGAAGUGGUCAGAUUCACACAGGCUCUCUUCAUCAACUGGGAUACUGAGAUGUAUUAUGCUGAAACAGACACUCCGGCUAUGGCCCGAACAUCCAAUCUGAAUGAAGAACUCGGCCAAGUAAAAUAUCUAUUUUCAGAUAAGACCGGCACUCUCACCUGCAACAUCAUGCAUUUUAAGAAGUGCACGAUAGCUGGAAUUACAUAUGGGCAUUUCCCAGACCUGGAGUGCGAUCGAUCCAUGGAGGACUUCAGGUCAGAUACCACUGAUUCUAUCUCUGUCCUGUACCCUAGUGAAUAUUAUGCAGGUCUACCCACAUCCCCACAGAUUUGUGAGUUUUUGACCAUGAUGGCUGUUUGUCAUACUGUUGUUCCUGAGCGAGAAGGAAACCAAAUUAUCUUCCAGGCUUCCUCACCAGAUGAAGGAGCUCUGGUUAAAGGUGCCAAAAGUCUAGGAUUUGUUUUUACUGCACGAACGCCACAUUCAGUCAUCAUAGAGGCGAGAGGAACAGAGCAGACAUAUGAGCUUCUUAAUGUACUGGAAUUCUCCAGCAAUCGCAAAAGGAUGUCAGUGAUCGUCAGAACACCUACAGGAAAACUUCGACUUUAUUGCAAGGGAGCGGACAAUAUGAUUUUUGAGCGUCUGAAUGAGACGUCACAGUAUAAGGACCUGACCGUGGCCCAUCUGGAGCAGUUUGCCACAGAAGGGCUGCGGACGCUUUGUUUUGCGUAUGUGGAUCUUGAGGAGGGGGCGUAUCAGGAAUGGCUGAAGGAGUACAAUCGUAUCAGCACUGUGCUAAAGGACAGGGCGCAGAAACUGGAGGAAUGCUACGAACUUAUAGAGAAGAACUUGCUGUUGCUGGGUGCCACUGCAAUAGAAGACCGACUGCAAGCAGGAGUCCCGGAAACCAUAGCAACACUCAUGAAAGCCAACAUCAAGAUCUGGGUUCUGACCGGAGACAAGCAGGAGACGGCCAUCAAUAUUGGUUACUCCUGUAAGCUGGUGUCACAUGGCAUGUCCCUCGUCAUCGUCAAUGAAGAUUCCCUGGAUGCAACCAGGGCCACACUAACAGCUCAUUGCUCCUCGCUGGGUGACAGUCUGAGGAAGGAGAAUGAGUUAGCGCUCAUCAUAGAUGGACAGACACUCAAAUACGCCCUCUCUUUCGAAGUGCGUCAGGCCUUCCUCGACCUCGCACUGUCCUGCAAGGCCGUCAUCUGCUGCAGGGUGUCUCCGCUGCAGAAGUCCGAGAUUGUUGAUAUGGUGAAGAAGCAUGUGAAGGCCAUCACGCUGGCUAUCGGAGACGGAGCCAACGAUGUGGGCAUGAUACAGACGGCACACGUGGGUGUGGGCAUCAGUGGGAAUGAGGGCAUGCAAGCCACCAACUCGUCUGACUACUCUAUAGCUCAGUUCUCAUACCUGGAGAAGUUGUUAUUGGUUCACGGGGCUUGGAGUUACAACCGGGUCACCAAAUGUAUCCUGUACUGCUUCUACAAGAAUGUGGUUCUGUACAUCAUAGAGCUUUGGUUUGCGUUUGUAAAUGGUUUCUCUGGACAGAUCCUGUUUGAGCGGUGGUGCAUUGGCCUGUAUAAUGUGAUCUUUACUGCUCUUCCUCCUUUCACACUGGGGAUAGUUGACCGGCCGUGCAGUCAGCAGAACAUGCUACGAUUCCCUCAGCUGUACCGCAUCACGCAGAACGCAGAAGGUUUUAACACUAAGGUCUUUUGGGGUCACUGUAUAAAUGCUCUCAUUCACUCCAUUAUUCUCUUCUGGUUUCCACUCAAAGUUCUGGAGCACGACACUCCCUUUGACAACGGCAACAGUGUCGACUACCUGUUCGUGGGGAACAUCGUCUACACGUAUGUAGUGGUUACUGUAUGUCUGAAAGCGGGUAUGGAGACUACAGCAUGGACAAGGUUUUCUCAUUUGGCUGUAUGGGGCAGCAUGGUGCUCUGGAUGUUGUUUUUUGCUGUCUAUUCUGCGAUCUGGCCAACUAUUCCUAUAGCACCAGAUAUGUUGGGCCAGGCCGGCAGGGUGAUGCAGUGCUGGAGCUUCUGGCUGGGCCUGAUACUGGUGCCAACAGCAUGUUUACUCAAAGAUGUGGUGUGGAAUGCAGGACGGCGCACAGUGAGGAAGAGUCUUUUAGAGGAAGUGCAGGAACUGGAAGCUCGGGCUGUGGACCCUGGGGCAGCUGUCCUCAGAGAUGCCAGCGGCCGCAGUCUGAACGAGCGUGCCCACCUGCUGACACGGGUCUUCAGGAAAACACCUUCCAGCGUGGGUCGCUCAAACUCUGUGCAGCAGACCGUGUCACAUGGAUAUGCGUUCUCACAGGAGGAGCAUGGUGUGGUGUCUCAGUCCCAGGUUGUUCGCUCCUACGACACCACCCGUCAGCGGCCCAGUCUGUAGCUGAAGCUACAGUCACAGCUGGUAGAGACUUUAAUGACAACUGUGCUGGGUGAUCCUGCUGUGGCCUAUAAGCUGAACUAAACUGAACUGGGCACAGCUAGCGCAACAUUUGGCCGAGCUACAUAACACACCGCCUCCCGAUGAGGGACUGGAUUUACAGGAAACAGAGGGUUGGGUUGGGCGGGCAUAUUCUCACACCGAAACGGCCAGUCGAAAUGCACUAGACAUGAAUGGACAGGCGAAAGGAGCCAAGUAGCAUCCAGAAACGGAAGCCAGAGACAAUAUUGUCUGUAUCACAAUCACGAGUCACAAGAUUGCUGCAUUUGGUUCUAUAUCGUGUAGGUGCGUGUUUGCAUCUGCACUUUCAUGUUAUGUGAGCAUAUAUAUCAAGAAGGAUGUGCAUAUAGCUUGUCUGUUGCACUCGCUCUUAUCCGUCAUGUGUGUGUCGGUUGUGGGGCGGCUUUUUGCGCUUCUCACUGUGUCUGCAUCUGUGCUUUUGUUAAGUCCUAGUGUCUGCAUCUCCAGAGAUUGGAGUUUGGCGUAUCUGUCAUCACCACGGCGAAGCAGGAGGGGAGGCCACUCUAAACAAACACAAAACAGCCACCCACAUGCAUACACUCUUUCUGGAGGAAUGCCCAUUGCAGACCUGAGAUGGGGGAGGUGUGGCUUACAGAUGCCGCAGACACACGCAUGCACCCACACGCAUGUACCGUUCCCAUCCAGUGAGGCUGCCAAAACACACAGCCAUUCCACAGGAGGCGGAACCCCCACCCUGCAGCAUGGAGCUUCCCAGCUUACCACACACACACAAAUACACCUUCUCUCGCUCUCUGUCUCACCUAAUCUUCUACUUAAGGGCGGCCUCUGUAUCUUAGAGCUCCUGUUCUCUCCGCCUGCGCCUCUCUUUUAUUCUCUCUCUUUUUCCAGAUCAGCAAUCUCCAUGUCUCCUUGUUCUCUUGGUCUAGUUAUCCUUUCAUUCCCUCUGUGUUCCAGUCAGUGGCCGCUGUGGAUCACAGCUGUAGUUUUUGCUUUGUCCGCUUUCACUCAACCUGUCGGAUUUCUGGACUGAUUUGUCAAAUAAACUGGACUUGUGACUCUGUCA